This is a messenger RNA of Enterospora canceri, 528 nucleotides long. The record is from the annotation of a GenBank genome assembly. NCBI's taxonomy places the organism in Eukaryota, Fungi, Microsporidia, Enterocytozoonidae.
AUGAGAAUACUAAAAUGGUACUCUGACGCCAUGCAGCUCAACAGAUUGAAACAGGGGAGUACGAACAGGUAUUCUACUCCUCAACUAGUCGCAUUCGUCCUUCUCCACUACGUAGCAGUCCAGCAACUCACAUCUCUGUUAUUUGAUGCAAAUUACCAUAAUAAUUGGAAGGCACAAGGAAUCAACUACCUGGUGCUUGGAACUGCAUUUGUAGCCUACAGCCUGUUCAUGAAAGCAGCAUAUGCGCCCAGAAAGCAGAAUUCAACCAAUUUAUUCGUAGCCACCCUUCUGUCAUUCUCAUUCUACCCAAUGGCCAAGUUGCCCAGUGAAUUCAUUUUGGUUCCACCCCAAACAGCCAUUUUCACCAGUGCAUCCCUAGCAUCAUUUCUAGUAGCCCAGAAUAUGGAAUCAUGCACCAAUACAGUCACCGUACUCAACACAAUUCUUAGUAUUCUGAUUCACCUUGGAAUCAAUACGAUAUUCUGUGAUAUCAAUAGGAGCAUAUUUUCAAGAAUCAAAAUCACCUAA